Molecule: messenger RNA, 632 nt
Organism: Alligator mississippiensis (American alligator)
Lineage: Eukaryota; Metazoa; Chordata; Crocodylia; Alligatoridae
Gene: PPP1R14A
Product: protein phosphatase 1 regulatory inhibitor subunit 14A
Exons: 4
Coding region: 57-479 (140 amino acids)
Biological process (GO): regulation of phosphorylation
Cellular component (GO): cytoplasm
Molecular function (GO): protein serine/threonine phosphatase inhibitor activity
Source: RefSeq, a predicted model, not a curated record
GGCCCCGCCCCGCCGCUAUAAGCCGCGGGCGGAGCGGCGAAGGGGUCCGGGCAGCGAUGGCCGCGAACCGGGUGGGCAGGCGGCUGGGCCGGGGGUCGCCGGCGCGGGCCCUCGGCGCCCCCCGCCCGGAGCCGGCCCGCAGCCCCGGCCUGCAGCGGCGCCACGCGCGGGUCACGGUCAAGUACAACCGGCGGGAGCUGCAGCGGCGCCUCGACACCGAGAAGUGGAUCGACGGCUGCCUGGAGGAGCUGUACCGCGGGCGGGAGGCCGAGAUGCCGGACGAGGUGAACAUCGACGAGCUCCUGGAGCUGGACACGGAUGAGGAGCGGGCCAGGAAGCUGCAGGGCAUCCUGCGGUCGUGCGGGAACAGCACGGAGGACUUUGUGCGGGAGCUGCUCCUCAAGCUGCGGGGGCUCCAGAAGCAGCAGGCGCUGCAGCAGCCCAGCCCCGACGAGCAGGAGCUGCAGGACCACGCGUGACCCUGAUCUGCCCUGCCGCAGCCUCCGCUCCCCAGAUUUGGCCCCGGCAAGGAACGAAGGGGGCCCGUCUGCCCGCCCAGUGCCACAUGCGUGCAUGGCCCCGUGCACAUCCCGGACCCGGACCUGGACCUGGAAUAAAGCCUCUGGGUUGCA